This is a messenger RNA of Acaromyces ingoldii, 2588 nucleotides long. RefSeq lists its product as hypothetical. Gene Ontology annotation, molecular function: polynucleotide 5'-hydroxyl-kinase activity. Gene Ontology annotation, biological process: cleavage in ITS2 between 5.8S rRNA and LSU-rRNA of tricistronic rRNA transcript (SSU-rRNA, 5.8S rRNA, LSU-rRNA). The coding region runs from base 20 to 2512 and encodes 830 amino acids. The record is from RefSeq and is a predicted model, not a curated record. Gene Ontology annotation, cellular component: nucleus. Lineage: Eukaryota; Fungi; Basidiomycota; Exobasidiomycetes; Exobasidiales; Cryptobasidiaceae. The transcript has 2 exons.
CGAGGAGAGGGAGGUGACGAUGAGCGCUAUAGCUGCAAGGAAAGCUCGCCUGGCGGCUCAGAAUGCGUCUGCAGAGGGCCUCAACGUUCCACUUGGUGGACCGUCCUCAGAUACCCAGGCAUCACCCUCGCCCAAGGAGGGGCCUCGAAGGGUGAAGCGCAAAGCGAAAGCGAAAGAUGAAGGCGAGGCGGGCAGCACACCCAAGAAGGGCCGGCCUGUUGCCGCCAGCAAGAUAAAGAAUGGCGAAGAGAACAACUUCAAAGCGCAGGCAGAAGGCAAGGGAUCGUCGAGAUACUUUCAGGCUUCUGGGAUGAGCAAUGGAAAUAGUAAUGGCCGCGGUCUCAGUCUUGAAGGGACAGGUGCCGAGGAUACGAACCCGGCGGUGGAAAGCACGAUGCAAGACGACUUUGUCGCCUUUCCUCAAGACGCGGAUGACGAUUCGAGCUCGGAUGAAGAUGCAAGCGCCUCAGAGGAGGAGAUGGACGAACCUGAACCUGGUCCAGCCGAAGUCGCAUUUUCGCAGCAUCAGGCACUCGGGUUCAGCCUGCCGCAAACUAGAGGGACGUGGAUGCCAAAUGAGUCGAAUUGCAUCUCAUUCAAGGGCACAAAGGGCAAAGAAAGGCAAGGAAGCACGAAGAUGCUGGUUGGGCUUUCUGCAGAUGAUACGCUGCCUUUUGUGGGCGCCGUGCACAUCACUGUCCUCAAAGGUGCAGUAAACGUCUCUGGGGCGCAUUUGAGGGCGAACCAAGCUUCUGCGCUGGUCUUCGCUCCGAAAAAUGGAUCCGUGCCUGUAAUCGAGACGCUCGAGCACGACGAAGAAGUCCAGCAACUCUCGGAAUACCCCAUCAGCGCUGCCAAUUUCUCGACGGUGGUCCUCAUUUCGUCGAGCACAAGCGGAAUAGAGGGUAUCGGGGCAGCUUGUCCACUCCCUCGACAUCUCUUCAGUUCGCCAAAAUACUUCACGACCGAUGAUCAACGAGCAGCCUCACGUCUUUCCCCGCUUCCUGGCUUCUACCCAGUCUUCGACACCCCAAUCGUGGGGCUUCAGGCAGCAUACAUGCCACCUUCUCAGUCUAGAGCCUUGUUUCUUCUUCAAGAGGAUGCUGAGCAAGCGUACGUCUCCCAGGGAGAUGCAUCUGAGGUUGCAUUUACCUGCCUCGUCCGAGGUCCCAAGCGGGUGGGCAAGUCGACCUUUGCUCGACAUGCUUUACAUGCUGUCCUCACCUCGCGCAAAUAUGCCCAGGUCGCCUUCCUAGAGACAGACUUGGGACAGACAGAGUUUGGGCCACCCGGUGCUGUCUCGCUUCACCUCUUUGAUGCUCGUGAGACCAUCGUCAUUGGUCCCUCUUGGUGUUCGCUGCGCGUCCCUUUGCGGUCUCAUUUCAUCGGCGACACAACGCCUCGAGACGACCCCGAUCGUUACCUCGAAGCCAUCCGAGAUCUCGUCGUAUUCUUUCAGCAGGAGGUGCGGAGGGGCGAAGAACAUCGUAUUCCUCUCCUGGUCAAUACGCAAGGAUGGAUCAAGGGGUUGGGAGCUGAUCUGAUCGGCCGCAUAGAGGACAUGACAUGCCCCACGCAUGUGUUCGACAUCUUCGCCCACGAAGCUCCCUCACAUUCGCUGAAUCCUGUCAGAGGACAUACGAGGCUUGAUGCCGACGGCGCCAUCAUAGGACCGGGUUCCAUCAUCGUACCGCUGGAACCUGCGCCGAUGAUGCUUGUGAAGGAUCGGGGCCCUUCUGCUGCCGAGGCCAGGACGCGCAGCUUGAUCAGCUAUCUAUACUCGACCACCUUGCCGCUUCCUGUUAUGCCCAAUCGCACCACUGACCCCCCUCCGGUGCCCACCUGGAACUUCGGACGGUCUCUACUGGAGGUCCGUCCCCUCAUCGUCGAUGUGGCGUCAGGUCUGCGCGGAGGCAUUCACAUUUUGCCAACUGGCGCGACACCGAAGCCAGAGCUACAGCUUGCCGCUCUCAAUGCGAGCUUGGUCGCUCUCGUUCGAGUUGACCAAGAUGCAGACACCGUCGAUGGCCAGGAAGGCGAGAGUGUAUGGCGCGAUGCUCUGUCGAGGACACUACCGUCAGCUGCCAGUUCGACGUGCCUCGGGUACGCCAUCGUGCGAUCCAUCGAUGUUGCUGCUGGCCACGUCCACCUCAUCACGCCAACUCCAGCGGCAGCCUUCAGUGAGCUGCCCAGCAACUCAGAUGGCGGAGCGAAGAAGCCUGUACUUGCCCUUGUCAAAGGUGCAAUCGACGUGCCUGUCCUCGCAUCGCUUGACUUUGACACGAUUGCAGCCGCUCAGCGUGGUGACCUCUCCUCGAGCACGUCGCAGGAGCGCACCAUGGCUGGCCUACCGCUCAGUUUGAUCCCUUACCUCGAGUUCCCGAGAGACGAACAAAUGCACCUCAGCCACGCCCAGGACUCUCUGCAGCGAGAUGAGCAAGAAGGCAUGGCUUCGCUCGGCAUGGCGAAGCGCAAGAUUCGACGGAACAUCCAGAGGAGGUCUCAGAGGUAGCAGAGCCCUUCACUUAUUGUCUUGCAAACAUGUACUUUUACUCUUUUGAUCAUGGAUAGACCACAUGCAAUCGUUU